AUGGAUCCUUCCCAAUUUGAUGCCCUCACUCGACAAUUAGCUCAACUAGCCAAUAACCAGCAACAUGUACAAACUCAAUCAGCGGCUAUCCAAACUGAGAUGGUUGCUACUCUGUCCCAAAAUAGACGCUAUCGUCGUCGACGAGGUGAUCGACAACAUGUCAGACAUGAUCGUGGGGGUAGGGAUUAUGAUCGUGAGCGAGAACGAGACCAUUACCGCCAAGGUACUCAGUCCCCUACUCGCCAUGAAGAGCGCUUAUUCAGAAACAUUAAGCUAGAGGCCCCUACUUUUGAUGGUUGCCUAGAUCCUCGAGUUUUUACUCAAUGGAUUAGGGAUAUGGAUCGUUUCUUUACCUGGUAUAGAGUCCCUGAAGAUCGAAGAGUUCAAUUUGCUAGCCUGAAACUAACUGGCACUGCCCAACUCUUUUGGGAAAGUGUAGAGGAUCUCCUUGAGAGGCGUCAUGCGCCUCCUGUUGGGAGUUGGGAAGAAAUGAAACGUCGUCUUCAAGAGAAAUACCUGCCCCAAUCUUACAGGGGUAAUUUGCUGGACCAAUGGAAUGCCCUUACACAGGGCAAUCGGCCAGUGACUGAGUAUGUCACUCAAUUUGAUGAAUUCCAAAUGAGAUGUCAUAUUGUUGAGGAUGAGGCCAUGACUUUGAGUAGGUUUAGACAAGGCUUAAAAGAUGAUCUUAGGCGCGAGCUUGUCCUUCGGGGUGUCGCUACACUUGACCAUGCUUACUCUUUAGUCCGAGACUAUGAGUCGGUUAUGAGGACUCCGUAUGGAAGGCGUGGUGACAACCGCCCUUCCAUCACCCCAACAACCGCCCUUUCCCCUAAGUCUCUCUUAGGACCUCCACCAUCUAAUGUUUCCCCCGCAUGGGAAAAUAAGGGUAAAGGUCCUGAAAUUCCAAGGACUUCCUCCCGCUUGCAGUGCUUCAAAUGUAAGGGUUUUGGCCACAUUUCUUCCAAUUGUCCUAGUCGAACCCUAGUCAUUGAGGAACAUGAGGGUAUAGUUGAUGAACCGUUAGAAGAUCAAGUCUAUGAGCCUAAGCUUGAGGAGUUUGGUGAUUUAGGUGAUGAUGAGGAUACCUUCUUAGGUGCUGAUGAUUGGCAUCGUCAUGCCAUCUUUGAUACUUAUAUCAAAAUCAAUGAUAAGGGUUGUAAAAUCAUUGUGGAUAGUGGGAGUUGCAUUAAUGUGGUUUUUGUGGCUAUUGUGUCCCGUCUUGGAAUGCAACCAGUGCCUCACCCUCAGCCGUAUAGUGUUUCUUGGGUUGAUACCUCUUCCAUAGCUGUGAAAGAGCGUUGUCUGGUGCCUAUCCAGUUCUUAGAAUAUAAGGAUCGUAUAUGGUGUGACGUCAUUCCUAUGGAUGUCGGUCAUGUCAUUCUUGGCAGGCCUUGGUUAUUCAACUUAGAUGUGACCAUCCAUGGUCGAUCCAAUUCAUGUUCCUUUGUGUUUAAUGGAAAGAAGAUUCAUCUUAACCCUUUACCUCCAAAACCUGUUGGUUCACAACCAACAAAGAAAAUUGUGGAACGAAAAGGGUUAAAUAUCAUUAACUCUACGGAGUUUGAGCGUGCACUCGUGAGUGCUUCUGUUGUGUUUGCUGUGGUUGUUACGGAGGUUCCGUUGGCAUCUCCAAUAGUGGCCCCUGAUGAGGCCCAAUCAUUUUUUCAGGAGUUUUGGGAUGUCUUCCCUGAAGACCUCCCUGACCACUUACCUCCUCUACGAGAUAUUCAACAUGCCAUAGAUCUUGUCCCAGGAGCGUCCCUUCCAAACUUGCCUCAUUAUAGGAAAAAUUCCAUUGAGCAUGCUGAGCUCCAAAGACAAGUGGGUGAACUUCUUCACAAAGGCUUUAACCGUGAGAGUUUAAGUCCUUGUGCAGUUCCUGCCCUUUUGACUCCUAAGAAAGAUGGUUCUUGGAGGAUGUGCAUUGAUAGUCAUGCCAUUAAUAGGAUCACAGUGAAAUAUCGAUUUCCCAUCCCUAGGCUUGAUGAUAUGUUGGAUAUGAUGGUUGGUGCCACAAUAUUUUCGAAGAUUGAUUUAAAGAGUGGGUACCACCAAAUUAGGAUUUGCCAGGGUGAUGAGUGGAAGACUGCCUUCAAGAUGAAGGACGGCCUUUAUGAGUGGUUGGUCAUGCCUUUUGGACUAACCAAUGCCCCAUGUACUUUUAUGAGAGUGAUGACACAAGCUCUUCGGCCUUUCAUGGGUAAGUUCCAAGUCGUCUACUUUGAUGACAUUCUCGUUUACAGUAGGACUAAGGAACAACAUCUAGAUCAUCUCACACAGGUUUGUUCCACUCUUCGUGAAACAAAUCUAUAUGCUAAUGUGAAGAAAUGCUAUUUCUUCACCGAUCGGGUUGUCUUCCUAGGAUUCAUUGUAUCUUCUACUGGAGUAGCUGCUGACCCCACAAAGAUUUAG
Molecule: messenger RNA, 2415 nt
Organism: Juglans regia (Persian walnut)
Lineage: Eukaryota; Viridiplantae; Streptophyta; Magnoliopsida; Fagales; Juglandaceae
Exons: 3
Coding region: 1-2415 (804 amino acids)
Molecular function (GO): nucleic acid binding; zinc ion binding
Source: RefSeq, a predicted model, not a curated record